UCAAGUAGUCGGUGCAAACUCUAAGACAACUGUCAGGCAUUAACAAUCAGUUUCUUUCACAUUAUAGUUUCGAAUACAGAACGAAUCCAAUCUCUCUAAAAUAAAUUUAAAACAAAAAUCAAAAAGCAGGUAAAAUCUUCAAACAAAAAAUUUUUCUACAAAAAUGUCCCACCCAAAUAUGGAGCAGAGUUCGGAUCUGGAACAAUGGCUUAAGGAGCAGCGCAUUAUCCUGGACUUGCGUACUCGUCGCUUUUUCUCUGAUGUUUUACCAACUGCGAAGAUUAUCAAGCAGUGUUAUCCACGUCUCGUCGAUCUGCACAAUUAUAUGCCCAAGAGCAGUGUGGUGCUGAAGCUCAAGAGCUGGGAAAUCUUCAACCACAAGGUUCUAAGGAAGCUGGGCAUCCAUGUGCCACAUUCUAGACUUGAGAAACUGGCUUCAGCCGCACCAGGAGCAAUUGAAAUGCUGUUCAAGGAUCUAAUUUCAGUGACCAAGUGCGGUAGCCCUCGGCCAUGCCCCAUGGAUGACACGCGUUCCCUAAAAAGCGACAUGUACAAACCGGUGACUAAAAUGGAUUCUCCUAAACGCAGUCUUAAUCGAUCCCUCACUCAAAUAAUCGAGCGCUCUUCCUCUGGUAAUAACCAACCAAAGGUACAUACCAUUGACGUGGAUGUGGCUCUUUUAAACGGACAUGUCAAGAAGGUGACCAAGAAAGUAGUCGAUUACGAACACUACACUAAAGUUUUAAGAGAGAGUUCCGAGAAGUCCGGCUACAUUAACUCCAUCAUCGAAAAGACAGACUAUCUGGAAAGUGUGAUUGCCGAAAGAGAGGAGCGUAUAUCUGAGCUAAUGGACGAACUAAGCAAGCUAACAGUGAGCAUUCUCUCAAUGCGACCAAUGCUCGAACUUAGCGAUGACAAUACUAAAAUCAGUUUAAAUUCCCAUAACGAUAUUACUAACGCUUCGGAGCCCAACUUCUAACUCACAAACUAACCAAAGAUAGUCUGUAACCGAGGAUCGAAGCUCUCGUUUGAUCCCGCCUUCUGUACAACAAAUUUUCACUGAAAAGUUUACCGCUUGUUAUUGGAUAUACCCUGACAUAUAUAUAUUUUGUACUUUAAUUUGCUUUCUAUAAAUACUUUCUUUGGUUUUACUUCCAAUAAAAAAAGUCGAAAUUGUUACGUCGUUCAGAAGGCAAA
This is a messenger RNA of Drosophila eugracilis, 1197 nucleotides long. RefSeq lists its product as uncharacterized. Gene Ontology annotation, biological process: regulation of cytoskeleton organization. Gene Ontology annotation, molecular function: microtubule binding. The record is from RefSeq and is a predicted model, not a curated record. Lineage: Eukaryota; Metazoa; Arthropoda; Insecta; Diptera; Drosophilidae. Bases 164 to 979 code for a protein of 271 amino acids. Gene Ontology annotation, cellular component: axoneme. The transcript has a single exon.